AUGGGAGAGCGAAGCGGCAGCUGUGUUCAAGGACUAGACGGUUCCCGUGAUAUUAUCUACGAACGAAUUCUAACUACCGGUGAUGUAGAACCAAUCUACCUUGAAGAAGACGACUUUGCAGAAGUAUUUCGUGAAGAAGACUACAUCCAGCUCGAGGAUGGAACAUAUGUUCAAGCUGAGCAGUAUGCAGUUACACGUCAGGGUUCAUCCACUCAGCCACAGGAACUGCAGCAUGUUAGGAUAGCACCUGCUCCACAUCGUGCUGUUCAUGCAACAGGAUCAAACAUUUCGAAGGCUCCAGUUGUCUAUGCUCAGUUCAGCUCAAAUGUAAUGCAUCAGCCGCCUCUGGAUCUGCUAAGCAAGUCAAGUCUUACUAUAUCUCAACCUGUUUCUAGCACAUCAAAACCUUACUCUUCGAACUCUUCCUCCUCUACUGUAUAUCAUCCCUUCGCGCACACCUAUAAUGUAACUAAACCGAAGAAGAAACCUUUGCCUGGACAAAGAAAACCAUGUAAUUGUACGAAGUCAAUGUGUUUAAAACUUUAUUGUGAUUGCUUCGCGAAUGGUGAAUUCUGCCUGGAUUGCAAUUGCAAAGAUUGCCACAACAACUUGGAACAUGACGCGGAUCGUUCUAAGGCCAUAAAGCAGUCUUUAGAGAGGAAUCCAAACGCUUUUAAGCCAAAAAUAGGGGUGAAAAGUGGCAAAAUGGAUGCAGAGAGACUCCAUCAAAAAGGCUGUCAUUGCAAAAAAAGCGGAUGCCUGAAGAAUUAUUGCGAGUGCUUCGAAGCUAAAGUUCCUUGCACAAGCCGAUGUAAAUGUCAAGGAUGUCAAAACACUGAGGGAGAUAGAGCAAGCAGACAUGAUAGGAACAACACCACGAGCUCUGCUUUGAUGAAUCUUGCUGCAACUGCUUCCUCUGUCACUGCGGAUUCUCCGUCGUCUCCGCUGUCAGAUAACGAGUCUGACACAGAGUCUGCUUUAGCUCACAGUGAUCCACGAUCGUACCCCUGGUUCUAUAUGACAGACGAAGUAAUUGAAGCAGCAACAUUAUGUCUUGUCGCACAGGCGGAAGAAUCGUUGUCAGGAUGUCCUACAAAUACUCCAAGUAGCGUGAUUGAGGAAAUGGAACGGAUGGUGUUGGGAGAAUUCGAAUCGUUUAAGUUUCACGAACGCGUAUCUAACUUAUACAAUGACUUUCGCGAUCGUACAGUCACGGCGGAACAUCUUGAGGACUGCGCUGCGCCUGUUGGAAGAGCCCACUUGUUUCCAAGAUAUUACCGUCCCUUCAAGCACGUCAACAAAAUCUCGAGAGGAAAACAUUUCCACAAUAAGCAGGAUGCAGAAUACCGUUAG
Necator americanus (New World hookworm) is the source of this 1353-nucleotide messenger RNA. RefSeq lists its product as uncharacterized. Gene Ontology annotation, biological process: regulation of DNA-templated transcription. The record is from RefSeq and is a predicted model, not a curated record. The coding region runs from base 1 to 1353 and encodes 450 amino acids. Gene Ontology annotation, cellular component: nucleus. The transcript is spliced from 13 exons. Lineage: Eukaryota; Metazoa; Nematoda; Chromadorea; Rhabditida; Ancylostomatidae.